UUUAAAGAAAGUUGACUAUAAAAGAUCAGACAAUUGAAUUUUAUAAGUUAAAAAUUAUUCCUGCUCCUGAAGAUUGUAGCUGACAAAUUGUCCAUGAUGCCUUUCUGUUCCCUCAAGCCCAAUUGAGAUAAAGGAUGUCAAAUGUAAGCUAAAUAAGGAAGAGGCCUUGGAAAGGUUAAACACAGUGCAGGACAGCAGUCACUGAGAGCUCCAGGAAGCUCUUGUACGUAAAAACGAUUACCCUGGUAGAUUUUAAAAUUUUAAAGGAAUUUUUCAGAAACAACAAACAUGAGAGUACCCAUCUUUGAGGAUUGCAGAGAUGAAAGUGAAGGAGAGAAAUCUGGGGAAGAAGAUUCAGAAGAUGAAGAAGAAAAGGUAUUCCUUAAACCUGUCAUUGAAGACCAAAACAUGGAAUUGGCUAGAAAAUGUACCAAGCUAAUUAGUGAUAUCCAUUAUAGAGGAGAGUAUAAAAAGUCCAAAGACAAGUGUACAUUUGUACCUGACACCCCAGUGCUAAACCAUGUAAAACGUAUAGGUGCUUUUAUUUCUGAGGCAAAGUACAAAGGCACCAUCAAGGCAGACCUUUCCAAUUCUCUGUAUAAGCAGAUGCCAGCCACGAUCGACAGUGUAUUUGCAAGAGAGGUUUCACAGCUUCAGAGUGAGGUUCUCUACAAACAGAAAUACGAUGCUGCUAAAGGAAUAUCGGACUACUCACAUAUGAAGGAACCACCUGAUGUAAUGCAUGCCAUGGAAACCAGUAAACAUCAAAGUAAUGUUUCUUAUAGGAAGGAUGCAGAGGAUAAUCAUAAAUACAAUGCCGGGAUUGACAGAUCAGACAUCAAGAUGGCAACCCAAGUCUCCAAGAUCAUUAGCAAUGCUGAAUACAAGAAAGGAAAAGGAGAAAUGAAUAAAGAACCGGCUGUGAUUGGAAGGCUAGAUUUUGAGCAUGCUGUGGAAGCUUCUAAACUUUCUAGUCAAGUCAAAUACAGAGAAAAAUUUGAUAAUGAAAUGAAGGAUAAGAAACACCAAUAUAAUCCUCUUGAAAGUGCUUCUUUUAGGCAAAGUCAGUUUGCAGCUACCCUUGCAAGUGAUGUGCAGUACAAGAAAGAUGCUCAGAUGAUGCAUGAUCCAGUUUCAUAUCUCCCAAGCCUAUUUUUAGACCAUGCUUUGAAAACCAGCAAAAUGCUCAGCGAUCAUGAAUAUAAGAAGGUGUUUGAAGAAAGCAAAGGAAGUUAUCAUUUUGAAGCUGACACGGCUGAGCACCUCCAUCAUAAAGGCAAUACAGCCCUCCAGAGUCAGGUUAAGUACAAAGAAGAAUAUGAAAAAACUAAAGGCAAAUCAAUGCUUGAGUUUGUGGAUACUCCGUCUUACCAGGCUUCAAAGGAGGCUCAAAAAAUGCAAAGUGAGAAAAUUUACCGAAACGAUUUUGAAAAAGCAAUCAAAGGAAGGCCAUCACUGGAUUUAGACAAGACUCCAGAAUUUUUGCAUGUAAAAAAUGUCACAAAUCUUCUCAAAGAGAAAGAAUAUAGAAAAGACCUGGAAAAUGAAAUAAAGGGGAAAGGAAUGGAACUUAGUUCAGAGAUCCCUGACAUUCAGAGAGCAAAAAGAGCAUCUGAGAUGGCGAGUGAGAAGGAAUACAAGAAAGAUCUGGAAACUGAAAUUAAAGGGAGAGGAAUGCAAGUUGGCACAGAUACCCUUGACAUACAGCGAGCCAAAAAAGCUUCUGAAAUCUCAAGCCAGAAAGAAUAUAAAAGAGAUCUGGAGACAGAAAUUAAAGGCAAGGGGAUGCAAGUGGGCACAGAUACUCUUGAUAUCCAAAGAGCUAAGAAAGCAUCUGAAAUGGCAAGCCAGAAAGAAUACAAGAGAGACCUGGAAAAUGAAAUUAAAGGGAAAGGAAUGCAAGUGAGCAUGGACAUCCCUGAUAUGCUGCGAGCCAAGAGAGCAUCUGAAAUCUAUAGCCAGAAAAAAUACAAAGAUGAAGCAGAAAAGAUGCUGACUAGCUAUUCAACAGUGGCAGAUACUCCUGAAAUACAGAGAGUCAAGACAGCCCAGAAAAACGUCAGCAUGGUGUUUUAUAAGAAAGGAGUAGGAGCUGGCACAGCUGUAAAAGAGACCCCAGAGAUUGAACGAGUCAAGAAAAAUCAGCAGAAUAUUAGUUCAGUGAAAUAUAAAGAAGAAAUAAAGCAGGCAACGACUAUUUCAGAUCUUCCAGAGCUGAAGAGAGUUAAAGAAAACCAGAAGAACAUCAGCAAUCUUCAAUAUAGAGAGCAGAACUACAAAGCUACUCCUGUUUGCAUGACUCCUGAGAUCGAGAGAGUGAAGAGGAACCAGGAGCAUCUCAGCUUGGUGAAAUACCGAGGAGAAACCAAAUGUGCCACAUCCAUUUCUGACCCACCAGAGCUGAAGAGAGUUAAAGAAAACCAGAAGAACAUCAGCAAUGUUCAUUAUAAGGGACAGCUGGGCAGAGCAACUGCCGUAAGCAUUACUCCGGAGAUGGAAAGAGUCAAGAAGAAUCAAGAAAAUAUUAGCUCGGUUAAGUACACCCAGGAUCAGAAACAGAUGCAAGGUAGACCAAGUUUGAUUGUAGAUACCCCUGGACUGAGGCAUGUUAAAGAAACUCAAAACAAUAUUUCCAUGGUAAAAUACCAUGAAGACUUUGAGAAGACAAAGGGCAGAGGUUUUACUCCCGUUGCGGAUGACCCGGUGACAGAGCGGGUGAGGAAGAAUACCCAGGUCGUGAGUGACGCUGCUUACAAAGGUAUCCACCCGCAGAUUGUGGAAAUGGAUCGGCGGCCUGGAAUCAUUGUGGACCUUAAAGUUUGGCGUACUGAUCCUGGUUCCAUCUUCGACAUUGAUCCAUUGGAAGACAAUAUUCAAUCUAGGAGCCUACAUAUGCUUUCUGAAAAGGCAAGUCUCUACAGUAGACAUCGAUCUCAUUCAACCAGUACCCUUGGUGUAGGACCAGGGGAUGACAAGUCAGAAAUCUCUGAGACAAACCCUAGCUUUUCCUUCUGCAGUGAGUUAACAAGACCAUCUGAUGAAGAAGGAGCCCCUGUACUUCCUGGGGCCUACCAACAAAGCCAAUCUCAAGGCUAUGGGUAUAUGCAUCAGACCAGCAUGUCAUCCAUGAGAUCAAUGCAACACUCGCCAAGUCUGAGGACCUACCGAGCAAUGUACGAUUACAGUGCUCAAGAUGAAGACGAAGUUUCCUUCAGGGAUGGUGACUAUAUUGUCAACGUGCAACCUAUAGAUGAUGGAUGGAUGUAUGGCACUGUGCAGAGAACUGGGAAAACUGGAAUGCUUCCAGCCAAUUACAUUGAGUUUGUUAACUAAUUCUUUCUCCUCCUUCCCCUUUGAGCUUUAUUCUAAUAUAUUCUGAAACUUAACCUUUUUAAAAAAGAUGGAAGAUAAUUUUAAGACCACUUAUUAGCUAUUUUAUCACUGAGAUAAGUCAGUCCUUAAAAUGAAAAAUAGACACACAGAUCCCAGGAAGAAAGGAUGAGCUCUCAUCCAAAAGCGGUAGUAGAUUCAGCCACUCCCCAAACCAACCAAUCAAUGCAGUUAACUGUGAUUGGAUGUCUAGUGCUGGUGACUAGGGUAAUGGUUUCCUCCAAUUGGCUCCUAUUCCCUUGCGUAAAGUGUACUUUUCUGGUAUUGAAAAGAGGUCUUGCUUCUCCCUCUAAAUCUGAUAAGUAAGGAAACCUUUUAGCUGUCACUCUAGAAUCCUGAGAGAUCUAGUCCAUUAAUAUAGUAACAGCACAUCUAGUAAUCUCCAAGCUGUUUAAACUUAGACUUGUGAGGCAGGUCCCAAAUCCAAUUGUGAUAAUCCAGUUAGAUAUUCUAUAAGGACUGGCAGAGAACAGGCUGGUUAAAAUCACAUUGUCUUAUCCAGUAGCCAUAGGGGUAAAAAAAGUUUUGCUCACACCGUAAAAAGAUUCCCAGAUUCCUUGGCACAGUGGUAUCUGUGCUCUCCAUAUGAGUUCCCCAGGUGUGCCCCUCUCCUCCACUUACAUUUGAUAGGGCCAACUGGUUAAGACUUCCUUUCUGCUUUCUAUUAUGUAUCCUCUAAAUCUAAUUCAGGGAAAGAAAUAUAAUAUUUUCUUGGCCUCAAAAAAACGUCAGGGCCAAAUAACUCCAUAGCUACUCUGCAAAGGCCUAGAUUCAAAUGCUGCCUAUGUUCUUUCCCUAAUCUCCUUUACUCUGAUUUACCCCAGGCAGGCUUAAGCUUAUGUACCAUAUGCAGCGUUACUGCAUAGCCCGUAACCAUGCUUAUUCCUAUCAUAACAGCCAAGUGCAUAGCUGAUUUAAAAAAAAAAACCUUCCUAUUUGCCGGCUCAUCAGAAAAAAAUACAUUUUAAAAAGUUGCUUGAGAUUCUUCUGCUGUGCUGCGUUCUAAUUUUGAAGGAGUUACAACCUUAGGAAAUAGAUUUAUAUUCUAGUAAAUAAAUAAUUUAGGCAUUCCUUGAGCAGCUUUCACUGACAAUGCUUCUAUGUUAAGGGGAAAAAAAGGCUAACGGGAUCUGGUGAAAAGUUGAAUUUGAAUGAAAAGUAUUGAAAAUUAAAAAAAAAAGUUAAUGGAAAGACAGAGAUUCUGUUUAGGGUAUAAUGAAUGGGUAGUUCUUAUUUGACUUCUGGCAUGGAAAUUCAGCAACCUAAACUGGUUAUAAAAGGAUUCUAUUUCUACUUUGUAUUAUGUCUCCUCUAGACCAAAUUCUGGGGGUGGUGGGAGUGAGAUUAAGAAAUUCAUUAGAGAUUUUCAGCAUAGACACAAGCAGUUGCUCAUUAGCUGAGGGGUGAUCAUGAAGGCUGAUUUUUCCUGAAGAAAAUGAGUAGAAAUGCCCAUCAAAUUAGUGCCACUCUUACGUGGGGGUCACAGUGUCAUGAAGCCAAAAGCUGAAUAGAGGAGCCAAGGUGUGGAUACACCUGCAUUUCUUUCUGAUUUUGUAGUUUAUUGUCAUUAUCAAUGAGAUUGUACACAAAGAACAUCGGAAUUUUUUGCACCAGUGCUAAGCUUUGCUUAAUGCUUUAUUUUUUUAAACUCUCCAAAUAUUUAGUAAAAUGUACAGUAUUUAGAGGGGAUAUCUGUAGCACAGAAUGUAUUGGAAAAUUUAAGGUAACAUUAAGCCUGAAAAAAAUGUCUUGUAACUGAAAAUAUCAUGGGGCCAAAGUCUGUUGAGAUUUUAUACCUUUGAAAAUCUGUAUUGUCUCACUUGGGGGAGGAGGUGGAGCUAACAAAGCCAAUAAGCUAUAUUCCAAUCCAGUCAUGUCUACUUGGCAUCAAUAAGACUUGAAAAGUGAAAAAGUUCAGUCAAUCAGGCUUAUUUUGGAUGGGGGAUGGUAAUAACAUCACCUAAUAAUGGAUUUGACUGUUUUCAUUUGUCAUCGACUUGGAAAGUUACUUAACCGAAUCAAUACAAUCAGCCAGCUGUUUUGGGGGGUUAUUCAGGCACAGAUUAAGGAAAACCUAAAUAUGUAAUUGAAUUGAAGAAUGUGCUUUCACAAAAACCCAAUUUGAUUUUUAAGUAAAUACGUAGGUUACAAGAUAGACCAUUUUCUGUGAUAAAUUAAAAAAACAGGAAGAAAGCAUUUGGUGACUGCAAUUUCAAACUAAACAUUAAGAUAGCUAUAAUUUUUACAAACCCAUUUGUAGGAUGCUCAUGGAAGACUAACUUUAAGUGAUCAUUAGAAUCAGGGCUACAAAGUGACUACAAACUUGGUGUUUUAUAUUUAUUCUGUGGCUUCAAAACUAAAAUUUAGAAAUAUAAACACCUACAUGAGUAUGUAUUUGUCCACAUAGAUGCAGUGUUCAUUUCUGAGCUUCACAUAGGAUCUGGAUAUCAAUCAAGAUAUUUAUUCUUCAUGUAGUACUAACCAGCAGUAAUUAAGGGGCAAGUGUCAGCAUUGAACUAGUUGGCAUCAUUGUAGAUGAAGUAAAGCAUGAUGCUGUGUACUCUCAUGAUCAGAAUUCAUUAUUGUUCAUGGUUACAAAAUCUUGUACUGACGCUAAGUAUCUCUCAAGCAGGAGGAACACUAGAAACAGAGAAACCUUAUACCAAAGUACUAUUUCUACAUUGUCACAAGUUUUUUAAAAGUGUAUUCCUUGUGUUCUUAUUUGAUUCUUUUUUAACGCUCCUCUUGACACCAUCUCCCUUCCCUCAUGCUAAUCCAGCUUGGUGACAUCUCUGUCAUAUAAAACACUGAUGGGAAAAGAGUGGAGUUAAGAAUUAAUUAUCUAUUUUAUCAGGUCAAAGAGGACUGCGCCAUACCAAAAAAAAUAGGGUGAAUGUCCCUACUUUUCUAAUCAUGGGAUGUUAUAAAGAGUGAUAAAAGCAGCUAGACCAAUCUGAUACAUUUUUAAAGGUUCCCCCCAAACAACAAUUCAAAGCUGUGUGAAUCAUUUUUCUCUUGAGAAUGACGUUAACAAGGAUGUAUUUCUUCUGUUGUAAGUAAGGUUUUGUAGAACACGUUUUUACUAAUUCUUAUCUAGGAAAGCUUUCUAUUUUUAACCUGUGGCAAAAUGAAUUCUCCUUUGUCAUCUUGUUAUCAUCAACUCUAAUUAGCAGCAUAAUCCAGUUUGUAGUGUUGGGAUCCGUAUCUCAUAUCACACUGAGCUCAGCAGAACAUACAAAAGUGUGGAAGCACAAUUCCCAGAACCACCUUGAAUAGACUUGCCAUCUUAGCAGGGUAUUACUCAACCUGUAUUUUUGCUUCUCUCAUUAAUCAAGUGAAGUGACAAUUUUUUUUCCUUAAAGUAUGUUAUUUUGCCUGUUUUUAAAAAUUUUAAUUUUAAUUAUUAUUAUUUUAUGAUAGACUUUCCUGUUUUCCUUGUGCUUCAGUGCAUUUCAAAGGCUGGGAGAGGUCCCUUCUCAAAGAGGCAAUGGAAUGACCAAAGCAAAAGUAAUAAAAUGUGUUACCCUUUAAGAGCACCCAUGUAUAAACAUGAAGAGAGUAAAUAAGAUUUCAUUAUAUAUUUAAUAAAAUAGGUACCUUGUUGAUUACCCCCAUUUGUCCAUAUGGUCUUUGAAUGAAAACCAAGCAAGCUUCUGUUGCCAAACCUACAGGAAUGCUCAUGUCAUGUGAGAUUUAUAUUUUAGGAAAUGGGAAGCUCCAGAGAAAGAAGAGCUCUCUUUGCCAUCCAACCAUAUUGGAAUUAACAACUAAUUGCAUUUUACUUUCAGAAGAUUCAAACUCACAGAAGCGAAAGGGCAUUUUAAAACUAUUAUUUCUUCCUUGAGAAUCCCUUGGGGAAUUAAAAUGCCUAUCAUUCCUUAUAACACAAGGGUUAAAUUUAGGAUUGGGGAUUUUUAGUAUCUCCUAGACAAAAGAAUUAUGAGACAUAAGCAUUUGGCAGAAUUAACUUUAUGAGAAGAAAAUCGUUUCAUGAUUUCAUAGCUCAUUCAGCUCUUUUACUCUAAGAAUCUAAAACCUAUAUAUAGAUAGGCAGGCCUAUAAAAGUUGCUAGAUUAUGGCUGUCCUGAGUAACAUGAAAUAUGGAAACAAAAAACUUUAGUUAAGUACUGUCUUAGUAGUAAAACAUAUAAAUUAGAUUAAAAAUGCUAAAUGAAAGUAGCUGUUUGAAAUACUAUAUGCCCUUCAGGGCUCUUUGCAGGCAAUUGCUAACUACUGAUGAUCUAAAAAGCUAAGACUUUAGAUAGGCUGUAGCAAUUACUCCAAGAUGCUUUAGACUACAGGAACCCCACACCGCAAGUCUGGAAGAAGCCUCAGGGCCAUAUGUUCCCCCUCAAACUGUGUGAUUCACUACAGUAUAUUUGUGCGGAUUUCAUAUGCUUUUUGUGUCUGAUAUACAAUAUAACAUUUGCAUACUAGAUUUAAGUUGUAAUCUGUUUGCUGUGGAGAAUAAAUUGUAUUGAAAGAUGAAAGAAUACUGCAUGACAAUCAUGUGCUUGGGUAUUGCACUGGACAGGUCGCUGGACCCUCGGACCAUAGUGCUGAAUGUACUGUUGACACGAUGUAGAAACUAUAAGCUGUUGGUUUUUGCCAUGUGAUAUUAAAAAAUAGUAAAAAAGGAACCACUGGGCAGUUUGGCUUAUAUUUGCUUUAAAGUAUGUAGAAUUUGAGUUUGUUAUCCUGCUUUUUUUCCCCACAAAACUGUAUUUGCUUAAAGGGCAUGCAGUUAAGAAGGAAACAAUGUUUUUUGAAUGGGGGGCUUACAGAAUGAUGUCAUGUGUUGACAUAAUUUGGCUUUUGUAAUGCAGAAUGUUAACACCAGCUAUUAAAAUAUAUUUUAGUAGAAAUGCUUUAAUUCACGUUCUUUUCCCUUUACACUGUGAAUCUUGAAGCCUUGGUGGACUACAACAUCAUGCUAACCCAAAUACUAACCUAUGCAAACUAGACCAUGUUUCAUCUGAUGUCACAGUGAAUGUAACAUGAUUAUUUUUUUCCCUGCCUAACAUGCAAUGGCAUUAAAAACAAACGGUUGAGUCUCACAUCAUGUAUGUUCAUCGUGGUCACUGAACGCACUCUUCAAUGCAACUGUCGUCAUUAGGAUCAGUUUAGGAGCAAAGCACCCACCAGUUCCUUUGGAUUGAUUGAUGGAUUGUUAAAGUGAGAUUGUCCAGUGAUGUACGCCUGCUGUAGCUCCAGCUCGCUCACUUUGAGUGUUUUUCUCAAGUAGAACUCUCUGUAAAAAUGCCCUCUCUUCAGGGUAUGGAUAUUCUUUUCUCCGUUCUGUAUUUGUGAAACUUUAAAAACAUUAAUUUUCCAUCCUUACACACUUGGUUUGCUUAAAUAAAUGCAGGUUAAUGAUGAAA
Messenger RNA from Trichosurus vulpecula (common brushtail), 8771 nucleotides. RefSeq names its product nebulette (gene NEBL). Gene Ontology annotation, molecular function: actin filament binding. Lineage: Eukaryota; Metazoa; Chordata; Mammalia; Diprotodontia; Phalangeridae. Bases 289 to 3333 code for a protein of 1014 amino acids. Gene Ontology annotation, cellular component: Z disc. The transcript has 28 exons. Gene Ontology annotation, biological process: cardiac muscle thin filament assembly. The record is from RefSeq and is a predicted model, not a curated record.